Angiostrongylus costaricensis is the source of this 348-nucleotide messenger RNA. NCBI's taxonomy places the organism in Eukaryota, Metazoa, Nematoda, Chromadorea, Rhabditida, Metastrongylidae. The record is from the annotation of a GenBank genome assembly.
AUGAUACGACUACGCAUGAAUAAGAAGAAAACCCAGUUCAUGACGAACCCAUGGCGCGAAGGUGAACAAAUCCAACUGGACGGUUCCCUUAGUACAGAAAUCACCUCGUACGUGUGCGUUGGGAACUCAAUGAUUGUAGAGAACGGGAAGCAGAAAUUAAAGGGAGGAUGGAAAGCAGUAGGGAUCAAACUCGGGCCUAUCAAAGAAGCUAUCGAGCAAGAUCGCCUUAAAAAUCAGCGCUCACCUUUCGAUUCGAUUCCAGCGCUCUCUUCUACAGUAGACGCGUGGACUGACAGUUCAGUCACGCACUACGCAAACAGCCCUUCAACGAUGUCUUCUCAAAUAUAG